ACUACAAAAGAAAAGAAAUUGCAACAAGGUAGUUAACUAGUUGCAAAGAAUGGAAAUCAUUUCAAAAUUUUGGUGUGUAUUAUUGUUAACAAUGAGAAUUCCUCUAUCCAUAUCAUCCUCUACUUCUACUCCACAACUCUCUCCAAUUCCCAAAAUUAGCAUCCCACUAUACCAUAGUAAAAUGCUCAAGCCUCAAAUGGGUGCUAUAGUAGAUACAUACCCUAUUGAUGAUUCCUAUGCACUAUUCUUGUGGAUUGGAACUCCAGUUCAAAUUGCGUUUGUUCAAAUGGACCUAGGGAGCCCAAUCACUUGGACCCAAUGUGACCCUUGUAGCAAUUGUUACCCAAUGCAACGCUCUCCCUUCAAUACCAAAGAAUCAAGUACUUUUAGAGAACUUGGUUGUUACUCUGAGACAUGCUUGGACCCAAGGAUGAAGGAGCUUUUGGGAAAUUGCACCUCAUGGACAUGUAGGUAUAAUGUGAAUUAUGGUAAGGAAUCUAGCUCCUUUGGAACUAUGGUAAUUGACACAUUAAAUUUUGAGCGUUCUAAUAAUGAAUUGAAGGAAUUCAUAAUGGGGUGUGGUGAUUCUUAUGAGGGCCCAUAUAGGGCCCAAUUAUCAGGUGUUUUGGGCCUUGGAAGGGGCCCACUUUCUUUGCAAAGCCAACUCAAUGCAAAGGCAUUCUCUUUUUGCCUUGUGAAUUUUGGAUCACAAACAGCCUCAACACUUGAAUUUUAUGAUAGGGCACCACAAAUAGAUAAACAUGGCCUUGGUAACAAUUCCAUCAUCAUGGUCCCUUUGAGAGAGAAUAGUGGGUACCCUAAUUAUUACUUUUUGCAAUUUGUUGGUAUAAGCAUUAAUGGGUUUAUGCUAGAUGUGAAAUCUAGUGUUUGGGGCUAUGGUCUUAAUUAUGAUGGUGGGGUUAUCUUGGAUAUAGGAUCAAUCGCAACAUAUUUACCUAGUGAAGCAUAUAAUGUGUUCAAGUUAGAGAUACAAAAAGUUGAUCACAACCUUACAAGGGAGCAUGCGCAUGAAGACCUAGAACUUUGUUAUAAGGAUGAUUCAUUUAAUGUGUAUCCUUCAAUUGCAUUGCACUUUGAAAAUGGCAAUGUUGCAGGUGAAAAUUUUGUGUCCUUCAACAUGAACAAUGACCAAACGUUGUUAAGGGUAGACGAAGGUACAGUUUGCCUAUCAUUUGUAGAAGGAAAAGAUUCUAAUCUUACAGUUAUUGGCAGUAACCAACUUCAGGGAACACAACUAAUGAUUGAUCUAGUUAAAGAGAUCCUUAUCUUCACACAUAACAAGUGCUAAGCUAAAGCUAUUAACAUGGCUAGAUGUUUUGUAGAGAAUUAUUUUGUGACCUCUAUACUGCGUAUAAUGUUAAUCAACGAAAAAAAGUAACAUUGUUACCGAUUUAAUUUCACAGUCUUAAGAGUACUUUUAACUCAGAUGGAUGUUAAGGGUGUACCAUGUAAUUUGGUAUUCUUAACGAUCGUUUAAUUUUGAAUUAGUAAAUUGGCAAUUGACAAGACAACACAAACCAAAAACAUCUAAAAUUAAACUCUUGUAAUACUGCCUUAGAAAAAGUUUAUUAAUAAUGCACAAAAAUACAUCAUAAAAAUAAAUAAAUAAAAAAUCAUUCUUACCACAAGAACAUCUGCAGUCAAGUGAUGAGACUGAAGAAACAAUAAUAGAAUAUGAGAAAUAAAACCGCCAGUGAUAACUUUUGAGAGUUGACAUUAAUUUCAUUCUUAGGAUGAACUGUUAGUGAAAUGGUAGAUGCAAAUACAAAUUUAUAUAUAAGGGGCCAACAAGGAUCAUGAUAGCUCAAGUUCAAUAUAGCUAUUCCUUCUCAUGAGCUGCUACUGAAAGUUGUUGAUAGGAUUAAAAAA
This is a messenger RNA of Arachis ipaensis, 1890 nucleotides long. RefSeq names its product aspartic proteinase nepenthesin-2-like. The record is from RefSeq and is a predicted model, not a curated record. Gene Ontology annotation, cellular component: extracellular region. NCBI's taxonomy places the organism in Eukaryota, Viridiplantae, Streptophyta, Magnoliopsida, Fabales, Fabaceae.